UCUCUACCGCGAGCAGUCUUUUGAUUCAUAAGCAGAAGUUUUAUGCUUUCAGUCUAAUGAAUUCAUAUGGAAAACGAAAUUAUUUCAAGGGAAAAAAGAGAAAGAGGAAUUCCGUUCUUGAGCCAAAGAAAAACACAAAGAAUUGUAACAAUUCUCCCUCGGGAAGUGAUCCAAACAAGAACUUGUGGAAUCUCGAUGGAGAAUCAAGGAAGCCUGCAGAGCGAUAUUAUGGAUGGAGCAUGUAUUUUUACGAUGAAGGCUAUAAAGAAAACUCUUUAACGGUAAAAAAAGUACAGGCUUAUGAAAAUUUCUUAAGAAGAAACUACGAUUUCUCGUCAAUUGUUAAUUUUAAUGCUGAUGUAUAUCAUAAUGUCGAUGUCACGGUGCUAUACAGUGACAACACUUUUUUAACAAAAUGGCCUACAUUUAAAAUGGAUAUUAAAGAUACUCCCGAUCACACGCUGAAUUGCCUUGGACUUGCCAUACAUCAGGCCAUAACGAACUUUGUGUUGACCAAGCGCAACAAGUGCUACAACGAUGUAAUAAAUGAUUUAUCAAUGAUUAAAGCCAAAAUAUUAAAUUUUGAACCAAUAACACCAUUAAGAAAUCUUAAAGUAAAUUCAUGUGGAAAAUUAAUAACAACUACAGGCUGUGUCAUAAGAGUUAGCUACUCCAAGCACCUUUCUCAAUGGAUAAUGUUUGCUUGUUCGAGAUGCAAAUGGGAGAAACGAGAAAAACAGACUAGGGGUAUUUAUACCAUACCAAACAAGUGUGACACAUGUGGUACAGUGAAGUUCAAUCCAAUGUUAGAUUCGUCCAAGUCGGCAACAAUACCUUCUCAAAUGAUCAAGUUGCAAGAAUAUUCCGGAGACGAGCAGGAUGACCGAGGGAAGGUACCACGAAUACUUGAUGUAGAACUUCUUGGUGAUUUAGUGAACACGUGUUUACCUGGUGACUAUGUGACUAUAACUGGAAUUGUUAAAGCAGAAGGAAAUUCGGAACCUUUAAGAAAGAAAAAUACUACAAAUUCAUUUUCUUUGUACAUGGAAGCAAUUUCAAUAGUUACUAAUAAAAAUGAAACUCAGUGUAAGAGCAUAAUGGGAAUUGAGUUUGACGAUAAGGAUUACAUUGAAAUUAAGAAGAUCCAUGACCAGCAAAAUUUGUUUGAGACACUUGUCCAUUCCUUAUGUCCUGGGAUAUAUGGUCAUGAAAUAAUUAAAACUGGAUUAAUUCUUAGUUUGUUCGGAGGAAGUACCAAGCAAGCAGAUUUACGCGAAGAAAUCCAUAUACUGCUUGUUGGUGAUCCAGGACUUGGAAAAUCUCAAAUGUUACAAGCAUGUUCCCAUGUUGCACCAAAAGGCGUCUACAUAUCCGGAAACUCCAGUACGUCUUCGGGAUUAACGGUUACUCUUGUGAAAGAGCCUGGUUCGAGUGACUUUGCUCUCGAACCAGGUGCUUUAGUUUUAGCGGAUAGAGGGUGCUGUUGCAUUGAUGAAUUUGAUAAAAUGUCAACACAGUAUCAAGCAUUGCUCGAAGCUAUGGAACAACAAUGUGUCAGUGUAGCAAAAUCUGGAACAUUAUGCUCCCUUCCAGCAAGGACGUCGAUUCUCUCGGCCGCUAAUCCCAUCGGAGGUCGUUAUGACUCUUCUAAGACAGUUAUUCAGAAUUUGAAAAUGAAUCAACCUCUUCUCACACGGUUUGAUUUGGUUUUUCUUUUAUUAGACCAACCAAAUGAGAAUCGUGAUAAUUUGUUGUGCAAACACGUCAUGACGUUACAUACCGGCCAGAAUAAAUUAAAUCAGGAACAAUUUCACUCUUCUUCUAAAGGGGCAGAGGAAACGUUCUCGCAAGGAUUAACAUUCCGAGAAAAACUUAUAUUGUCAAAGGGAAAUGUUCAAUGUAUGUCUCACGCUAUUUUGCGAAAAUACAUCUCAUAUGCUCGUCAAUACGUCAAACCUAAAUUAACAACAGCUUCUGCUGCUGUUUUGGAGAGAUUCUAUAUAGAACUUCGUAAGCAAAAUACAAAUGGCAAUAUACAGGUUUUCAACAGGCAACUUGAAGCUUUAAUCAGAUUAACGGAGGCUCGAGCAAAAUCCGAAUUACGUACGGUAGCAACGGAAACCGAUGCUCAGGAAGUAAUAGAAAUAGUGAAGUUUGCAUUAGCAAGCAUGUCCUCGGAACUUGGACCUACUUCGUCGAAUAUUCAUAAUAGCUCAAAUUCUGGGAAACUUACCGGUAAUAAGGUAAAACAUUUCAUCAGACUAUUGAAAGAGGAAGCCCAAGAACAAGACAAAAGUACUUUUUCUACCCGAGAGUUACGCGAUGUUGCGAGAAAAGGAAGCAUUGUAAUAAACGAUUUCACUGAGUUUUUAUUAAAAUUAAACGACCAAGGAUUCCUCCUAAAGAAAGGGCUAAAUUUGUAUGCCGUAGUUUUGGAUUGAAUAUUGCAUUAAUUUUAUUUAUCUUAUGUAAUAUGAAGCUUAAAUGUAUAGUGUAAAUAACCUGAAAUAGAUUAUUA
Messenger RNA from Orussus abietinus, 2518 nucleotides. RefSeq names its product DNA helicase MCM8. Gene Ontology annotation, cellular component: MCM complex; nucleus. The transcript has 14 exons. Bases 57 to 2441 code for a protein of 794 amino acids. Gene Ontology annotation, molecular function: single-stranded DNA binding; single-stranded DNA helicase activity; ATP binding. The record is from RefSeq and is a predicted model, not a curated record. NCBI's taxonomy places the organism in Eukaryota, Metazoa, Arthropoda, Insecta, Hymenoptera, Orussidae.